CGCAUGCGCACUGGAGAACUGGAAAAUCUCGCCCGUCAUCGCGAGAGCACGCGAGAGGAAGUGUUCGGUCCAUGUGAGAAAAACGUGCGAACUCGCGCUCACGGUUUUUGCGAGAAAGUUGUGCUUCGAGUUGACAAUUUUGGGUGUUUUGUUUUUUUCUUUGGUUCAGUGAAAAUGGCGACAUACCGGAAGAAAGUUGAUAAUCGGAUUCGUGUACUGAUCGAGAAUGGAGUCACGCAGCGGCAUCGUACAAUGUUUGUGAUAGUCGGAGAUCACGGUAGGGAUCAGGUUGUCAUCUUGCACCACAUGCUCUCCAAGGCCGCAGUGCGUGCACGACCCUCGGUCCUGUGGUGCUACAAGCACGAGCUUGGCUUCAGCAGUAACCGUAAGAAACGCAUGCGACAGUUACAGAAGAAGAUCAAAACCGGCACUUUGAACCUGAAACAAGAUGAUCCCUUUGAGCUGUUCGUCGCAGCUACCAGUAUCCGCUAUUGUUACUACAAUGAAACGCACAAAAUCCUGGGCAACACUUAUGGCAUGUGCGUUCUGCAAGAUUUUGAGGCUUUAACUCCCAAUUUACUGGCUCGAACCAUUGAAACAGUAGAAGGUGGUGGGAUUGUGGUCAUUUUACUAAGGACCAUGAAGUCCCUGAAGCAGCUGUACACAAUGGCAAUGGACGUCCAUUCUCGAUACAGGACAGAGGCCCAUCAGGAUGUUGUGGGACGAUUCAAUGAAAGGUUUAUACUGUCUCUUUCCUCAUGCAAGACCUGUAUAGUAACCGACGAUCAGCUCAACGUUCUCCCGGUCUCCAAACACAAUGCAAAUAUCAAACCUGUGCCAUCCAGAACGCAGGACGAUGCACCGCUGCCGCAGGAGCAGGAACUGAAGGCUCUAAAAGAAUCGAUGCAAGACACGCAGUCGGUGGGGACUUUAGUAGAGUGCUGUAAAACAAUGGAUCAAGCCAAAGCUGUGUUGAAGUUCAUCGAAGCGAUUUCAGAAAAGACCCUGCGGAGCACUGUGGCGCUCACCGCCGCCAGAGGAAGAGGAAAGUCCGCGGCACUUGGGUUGGCCAUCGCCGGGGCCAUUUCGUUCGGUUAUUCCAACGUAUUCGUUACGUCGCCCAGCCCGGACAAUCUGCACACGCUGUUCGAGUUCAUAUUUAAAGGCUUGGAUUUGCUUCACUACCAAGAACACAUGGAUUAUGAAAUCGUCCAGUCUUUGAACCCCGAGUUCAAUAAAGCCGUUGUCCGAGUUAACAUCUUCAAAGAGCAUCGCCAGACAAUUCAGUACAUCCACCCUGGAGAUGCUGUCAAGUUGGGUCAGGCCGAGUUGGUGGUGAUUGAUGAGGCUGCAGCUAUUCCUUUGCCUCUAGUAAAAAACCUGCUCGGGCCUUAUCUGGUGUUCAUGGCUUCGACGAUCAACGGGUAUGAGGGCACAGGACGCUCUCUUUCGCUCAAACUCAUUCAGCAGCUGCGCCAGCAAAGCGCAGACAGCCAGCAGAGUCUCUCGGCUGAAAACAGAGCCACGAGCACGGCCAGACUCACUUCAGCACGCUCGCUCCAUGAGGUUUCUCUCCAAGAGUCCAUUCGAUACGCUCAAGGCGAUCCCGUCGAGAAAUGGCUAAACGAACUCCUGUGUCUGGAUUGCUUGAGUGUGCCACGCAUCAUUUUAGGAUGUCCAUUACCGGAAACUUGCGAUCUCUAUUAUGUGAACCGCGACACAUUGUUCUGUUACCACAAAGCAUCCGAAGCAUUCCUGCAGCGUCUCAUGGCUCUCUACGUAGCGUCUCACUACAAGAACUCCCCAAAUGAUCUUCAGCUGCUCUCCGAUGCUCCAGCUCACCAUCUCUUCUGCUUGCUGCCUCCUGUUCCACACACGCACAACUCUCUUCCGGAGGUUCUAGCAGUCGUGCAGGUGUGUUUGGAGGGGGAGAUUUCCCAGCAAUCAAUCCUCAACAGCUUGUCCAGAGGGAAAAAGGCAUCAGGAGACCUCAUCCCUUGGACUGUGUCAGAGCAAUUUCAAGAUUCAAAGUUUGGAAGCCUCUCGGGGGCAAGAGUGGUGCGUAUCGCUGUGAACCCUGACUACCAGGGGAUGGGUUAUGGGACACGUGCUCUGCAGCUCCUGCAGCGUUACUACCAGGGACAGUUCACUCAACUGGAUGACAAGCAGCCAACUCCAGUUGCUUUCAACUCUGUCAGCAGCGAGGCCAUGAGCCUCUUAGAGGAGGUUGUGUCUCCUCGAACGGAUCUGCCACCCCUAUUGUUGAAGCUGAACGAGAGGCCUGCAGAAAGAUUGGACUACUUGGGGGUCUCAUAUGGCUUGACAACGCAGCUGCUGAAAUUCUGGAAAAAGUCUGGAUAUGUUCCAGUUUAUUUAAGACAAACGCAGAAUGAGUUGACAGGGGAGCACUCUUGUGUGAUGCUGAAAGAACUGAACACUGAGGAUUCGGCAGAACCGAGUCAGUGGCUGCCGGCGUUCUGGAAGGAUUUCCGACGGAGAUUCCUCUCUCUGCUCUCCUACCAGUUUAGCAGUUUUAGCCCGACGAUAGCCUUAAACAUACUGCAGAACAAAAACAUCAAGGACGACAACCCAACAACACUAACGGUUUCAGAAUUAGCGGCCCACUUCACCCCGUACGACCUGUCUCGUUUGGAAAUGUAUUCCCGAAACAUGGUUGACUACCACCUGAUCAUGGACAUGGUGCCUGCCCUAGCAAGGAUGUUCUUCCUCAAACAACUUGGAGAUCUUUCGCUCUCUGUCGCCCAGUCCGCUCUGCUUUUGGGAAUUGGAUUGCAGCACAAAUCUGUAGAAACUCUAGAGAAAGAGAUUAACUUACCCAGCUCGCAGCUCAUGGGCCUGUUCAACCGUCUCAUGCGUAAAGUAGUACAGCUGUUCAACACCAUCCAGGAGAAGGCGAUUGAGGCGGACAUGGUUCCCGUCAAGGACAUUAACAUGGAACCCACCGCUCAGUCGCUGCACAAAGAAUUGGACGAGGCUGCCAGAGUUUUCGAACAGAAGCACAAGGAAGACAUGAUGAAGAUUAAAGAUAUGGAUCUUUCGCAGUACAUGAUUCGAGGCGAUGAUGAGGAAUGGAACCAAGUGCUAAAGAAGGCUGGCAACACAGCGAUAGUGAGCAUCAAGAGCGAUAAGAAGCACAAAUUGGAAGAGGCAAACAAGAAAGAGGGGCUGGGAAAGAAGAUGAAGAAAACUAACAAGAAAAAGGGGAAAAUGUUAAAGAAAUCAUAAUCAGUAUUGAAAAAUUAUUGUUGAACUAUUUUGUUGUUUUUUCAUUUUUAAUAUUCUGUAGUACAUUCUGUAGUAAUGAAGUGCUAUGUCCUUGUUUUGUAAUCAAAUGUUUUUUUUAUUUAAGAAAAGACAAAAAUCUGCAAUGUCCAACAAACUAUUAUGCUUAUAUUUCUCCUGAAAAUGAUUGCCAUAAUAUCCACCAAAGUGAGCAUUGCCUUGUAUACUUUUCAAUUGCAAAUACAAAGUUGUGAAAAUUCCUGAGAAAAGUGUAUAAUUUAUAUAAAACAAAAGGGAGAAUGAGUCAACGCGUUCAGGGUUUUGUAGUGAGAGUGCAAUUAGAUAUUGACUAAUGUUCAUUUUAUAAUGCGACUUUAGGACAUUUAUUUUGUCUGUUUUUAUACUUCUGAUCUCUGGAAAUAUUUCGUGCAAUUUUAUAAUGAAAGGCGUAAUAAAAGUACUGUUUCGGA
Silurus meridionalis is the source of this 3713-nucleotide messenger RNA. RefSeq names its product N-acetyltransferase 10 (gene nat10). Gene Ontology annotation, molecular function: tRNA binding; 18S rRNA cytidine N-acetyltransferase activity; ATP binding. Gene Ontology annotation, cellular component: 90S preribosome; nucleolus. Gene Ontology annotation, biological process: rRNA acetylation involved in maturation of SSU-rRNA. The transcript has a single exon. The record is from RefSeq and is a predicted model, not a curated record. Lineage: Eukaryota; Metazoa; Chordata; Actinopteri; Siluriformes; Siluridae. Bases 4 to 3246 code for a protein of 1080 amino acids.